AUGAAAACUGAAACACAAAACCAUAGUAGUGAACAAUUGAACGGUAUAAUUCACUGUAGCAACGAAAAAUCAAACGGUAUUAUACAUCCAAAAUCAUUAUCAAGAUUUCAAAAAAUCAAAAAAAUGUCAACAGAAUAUUUAGUUAAAGCUCAAACCGUACCAAUUAUUGAUAUUGAUGAACGUGAUCCACUUGGUAUAAAUAAACAUUUACAGCUUGACUGGCAAAAUGUAUUUUGUGAACCGGAUAAAAGUGCACAUAAUUUUUCAACAUUAUGGAAAAUCUCUUAUAAUACAUAUCAUUAUACAAAAUUAUGUAUAUACCGAUUUUUAGUCGCAAUAAUUGGUUUACCGUUGGUAUUUAUCUGGGCAUUAACAUUUGCUUUUUAUACAUUUUUUAUGAUUUAUCUUGUUACACCAUGUCGUCGUUUAUUUCAAUCGAUUAUUGUUGAAUUAGGUAUUUAUGUACAUGAUUUAUGUGCAGCAUUUAUAGCACCAUUCUUUCGUGCUAUUGGUGCACAAUUUACCGAUUUUCGUAUACGAUUAGCAAAUGAACAAGUGCACAUAACAAAGCAAAUUCAGGUAUAAAUCAGACUAUUUUAAGACAAAUAAAAAAGAUUUUGCAAAUAUUCCUAUUUAUUGUAAAUUUUUUGUGCUAUUAGUCAAUAAAGUAAAAAUUCAAUUUUAAAAGAGGUAAAAUAUCAAUGGAUCUCAUGUAUUUAUUCAUAAUUAAUAACUGAAAUGGCAUACAUUAUUAUAGACGAAAGUAUUUGACUAAAGUAUUUGUUAUUCAAUAUUCAAAUGGUGUUGAUCAGUAUUCCAACAAGCGCGUGUUAGGUAAAGCUGAAAGAACAACGAAUAAAGCAUAUCAAUAACCAACUACUUUUAUGGAAAUUUGAUAAAGAACUUAAUUUAAAAUCAACCAGAUAGUUUGCAGUGAACUAAGAAAUUACUUUUUUUCGGUUUUAUCAUAAAAUGUUACAUCUGUAAACGUGAAAAAAAUAAUAUAUAUAUGACUUCAAAAUGCGAAGAACAUAGCAAAUAUUGAAUGAGAACAUGAGAUAAAAAGUCAACAAUAUCGAAGUAUAUAAAAUGACAAUGCUAGUAAAGAUGUCGAGGAAUAUUUAUGAGAAAAACGAGUCCCCACUAAUAAGAAGUAGAAAUCCGGAUACACACCCCUCAUGAAUGCCCAUCAAAUUCAAAUAUCGACAUACGGAUAUUAAAUUUCUAAAUAUAGAGUUGAUUUUCUUUUCAUUUGAUGCCGCUAUAUCGUAGGUCUCUCCAAGCUUACCAGCCAAAAACGUAAGUCCAUAACGUUUUGUGAAAUUCAUAGCUCGACAGUCCAGCAACGUACAAUGUUGGAGAACGUCUUAUUUUAUAGUUUAAAGAUUUUUCUUUCACAUGGCAAUUAAGCGACGUUUAGCUCUAAUCGAAACACUUACCUAUAAUUCGCGCCAAUAGGACCCUUUUAUACAAAAGGCGUGAGGCGUAUACCAAAAACAUUAUGUCACUUAAAUUAGUCAGCUGCUAGACUUUGUUUAAUUAUCCUUUCAAAGAAAAAUCUUUAGGUGUUCUCUAAUCAUGUACGUUGCUUGGCUGAAGAGCUAUGAAUUUUGUAAAACGUUACGAACUUACGUAAAAAUUGAUACAUUUUCGAGAUAAUAUUUUCUAUAUAUUUUUAUUGUAAUGCUACACUUAUCACUAACGACUAUUUUAUCCAUAGACAAGACAUUCCCGGUAUGUGAUGUCUCAUCAAUUUCUCGAUUAUCUCGAUAUAUUCUCCAUUCUCGAUUGAAAAAUAUCACGAUCAUAAUUGUGAAAGAUAGUGACGGGUCAAAAGUUGAAGUGUAAAAUACAAUUAUUUUUUAUUAGAAAAGAAUUAUUUUAUUGUUAGACUAGUUUUAGAUUUGUCUAGUAUAAAGACAAAUUAACUCUCCAGAAAUGGACGAUAGUUGUCAGUCAAUAGGUAAGUUUAGAAUAACUAUUCAUUGUUGAUGUUUAUGAAGUAUUUUUAUGGUAUAGUUUUAGAUCCAUAUUCGAUAAAAGAUGUAUUGCAAAAACGAUUUGGUAAAAUCAUAAUCUAUGUGACAUAUAACGGGUGUAACAGAAAUAAACGCACUUUUUUAUUUUUGGUAUAUCUUCGUCGGAUAAUAUGCGGUCGACUUAAAUUUUUUUUUAUAAGAUUCGCCAUGAAAUCGUUUACAAAAAUGUCUCUUAACAAGUUUUUUAAAAUGACAACUGUUAGAGUUAUAAAACAAAAAGCGAGGGUGACUAAAAACGCCAACUUCAUAAAUCAUACUUUUUAUACUUUCUUUGACAUUUUCUCAAACUGUAACU
Molecule: messenger RNA, 2334 nt
Organism: Didymodactylos carnosus
Lineage: Eukaryota; Metazoa; Rotifera; Eurotatoria; Philodinida; Philodinidae
Source: the annotation of a GenBank genome assembly